Molecule: messenger RNA, 977 nt
Organism: Agelaius phoeniceus (red-winged blackbird)
Lineage: Eukaryota; Metazoa; Chordata; Aves; Passeriformes; Icteridae
Gene: H1-0
Product: H1.0 linker histone
Biological process (GO): nucleosome assembly
Cellular component (GO): nucleosome
Molecular function (GO): DNA binding; structural constituent of chromatin
Source: RefSeq, a predicted model, not a curated record
CACCGGCGGGGGCACCGGCGGGGGCAGAGCGGCACCGGCUCUGCUGCGGCUUCGCGCACCCACCGCUCCCUUCCAGCCUCUCCCCGCCCCGGGGCGGGGGUCCCAGGCCGGACGGGCCACGCUUCCAGCCGCGAGGGCAUAGCGGGGCAUCGCGGGACGAAGCACUCGCCAUGAGCGACAGCCCGAUCCCACUGCCACCGGCUCCGGCCACCAAGCCCAAGCGGGCCCGCUCAGCGCGGCGGCCGGCGGCCCACCCUGCGUACUCGGACAUGAUCAAGGCGGCCAUCCGGGCCGACAAGAGCCGCGGUGGUGCGUCCCGGCAGUCCAUCCAGAAGUACGUGAAGAGCAACUACAAGGUGGGCCAGAACGCCGACGUCCAGAUCAGGCUGGCCAUUCGGCGCCUGCUGGCCACCGGAGUCCUCAAGCAGACCAAAGGAGUUGGUGCCUCCGGCUCUUUCCGCCUAGCCAAGCGGAAGAGGUCUCCGUCCAGGAAGAGGUCUCCAUCCAGGAAGAGGUCUCCGUCCAGGAAGAGGUCUCCUUCCAGGAAGAGGUCUCCUUCCAGGAAGAGGAAGAAGACAGCCAGGAGAUCCACUUCUCCCCGGAAGCCGGCUAGGUCCCGGAAAGCCAGGUCCCCGGCCAAGAAGCCCAAGUCUGCCGCCAGGAAGGCCAGGAAGAAGUCAAGGAGCCCGAAGAAAGCCAAGAAGCCAAAGACUGUUAAGGCCAAAUCCCUGAAGGCGUCCAAACCCAAGAAGGCAAGGAGGUCGAAAUCCAGAGCCAAGUCCGGUGCCCGCAAGUCGCCCAAGAAGAAGUGAGAAGUCUAGAGGCGUUUCGGUACUCUCCCCAUUGGUUCUGUAAAUAGCUGUUGCCUUUGUUCUUACUCCUUUCUCCUUCAUUUUAUAAAGAAUUGCUCUAUUCAUGAAUUGAAAUAGCUGAAACAAGGCAGUUGAUGAAUGAAAAAAAACAAUUUUAAAGUGUUA